ACUGGUAAUGUUUUCUCAGGUAAGUGCUUUCUUUUUUUGUUUUGUUUUGUUUUUUGUUGCUCUGUCUGGUCGCUACACAAAGUGACCUUGCCUGCCUAUUAAUAAUAUAACAUAUUUGCAUUUUUAUGAAAAUGCCAAAAUACAAAAUGAGUGGGGUGCAGGGCUAAGAAAAAUGUUAACACAGGCAUGUAAACCAAUCUAAAUAAACAGGCCUGAUAAUACCGAUCACAACAGCUUCCUACUAAAUGUAUUUCCUGCCUCUAUUGAGAAUGCCGUCUUGUGAAUCGUGCAUUAACGUGGAAGAGUGGUUUUGGCUUUUCAUCAAAAUGUAAUUUUAGUACAAUUAUAAAUGUGUUUAUUUUAAAGAAGCACGGUCACAUGGCAAUAACCUGAACUAACAGUACGGGAUUCUUAGAACAAGUUCCCGUGCGUUCCAUGUAGAACAGUAUUGUAGCGUGCACGGGCAAGGCAGGAGCACGUCUGGUAGGUGACGUAAUCACACACUAAGACAUAAGCCCGAUAUAUCGAUAUACGCUCCUUGCAAAGGAGCCUGCUCUUUAUUGUAUUGUGUUGUAUUCUGAACAACAAAGGGUUUUUAGUUCAAUAUGAAAUCAUUAUAUACUAUACACUAUCCAAAAGUAAACUCAUAUAAUGUUAUCAAUAUGUAUGUGUUUAUCUAUCUUGGACACAAUUAUGAAGCGAUUGCUAAUUGACUCCUAUUUUUUCAAGAAAAGAUCAACAAGAACAACAUUAAAUAAAAAAAAUGUAUAUAUUAUAUGAGAAUAAUAGUUUUUAUAUUAGUCUUAAAACGGAAAUAUUUGCCUAUAAUCAAAACAAAAUUAUAAAACAAGGCCAACUCCAAAAUGAAAAACGAGAAAAAACAAACAAACAAACAAAGAAUUAAAAAAAAAAAACUUGUUAUCAAAAUCUUGGUACAGUUGGCAAAUGCUGAAGUACACCCCACCCAACUCCCCUUAUACACUGUUUAAUGUAUGCAUGUUAAACUGAUUCUACAAAUUGUAUUUAUUUUUAACUUUAUUGUUAAUAAUUGUAUAUUUCUAUUGAUUUGUGGGACCAUGAUUUCCUUGUCUAUAUAUUCACGCAUUGUAUAAACCCAACAAUGAUAACAUCGGGUAUAUAAUGCUUAGAGCACAUCCUACCAAAUUGCUUUGCAGAAUUGUUUUAAAGCAACACUAGGGUUUUGGGAGACACCUUGUGGCCAGUAAAUGAAUCGAAAAAGAAAACAUUACGGUUUGCAUAAUUCAUUCAUUUGGAACCUCAAAUCCGAAUCCUAUUGGAUACAAUUAUUAUGUUCAACUGGUUCUGUUUAGAAGUGAACCCUCUGUUGUUCAGUAUAUAAUAAUGGUAUUAGAGCCUAAAAUGUCACAUAGUGCAGUACAGAGUUUGUUUACCACGUAAAUCACAUUAUUUAGUCUGUUCAUCACAUUAGUAACCGAUACUUCUGUGGUAAAAAGGAAAUAUACAAAUCAGCAACUCUCCUAUCUAACCCCAGCACCUACUAGUAAUGUACCACGCUUAUUUCCAGACUGACUUAAGUAAACAUUGGUGUACUUGGAGACGUGUAAUAGAUCUUACAUUUACCUUCAUCCAUGCUGGUACUGCUUACACUGCUUACAUUCACUAGAUGACGGAGUGCUGCAUUGAAUAUGAGAAUCUCGGGUGUUGAAAGAAUGGGGUAGACAAUUGUUGUUCUUAAAACCUUGUACAGGUGAGACACAUGUUGCUACUGCGUGUUCAUUAGUGAUGUUUGUUAAUUGUGUAGUAUUAAGUUCCACAGUCACAGAAAAUCUUGAACUUUAUACACAAAAUGCUUUGAAAAUCAGCCCAAUGUAUUGCAAUGAGCAUCUCUGCAGUUUGAAUGAUGAAAGAUGAUUUGCUAAUCAUGCCCUCUACAGUCACUGGCCUUUAUAAAGGAGGAAUGGUCAGUUGUGCAAAACAGUUCAUAAUUAGUCAUGUCUGCUAUUGAUUUGAUAGCACAAAAAGUGGAGCCUAUUUCACCCGCAACCUUAAAUGAACACAGGCUUUCAGAAAUACAAAUAGUUAUCCAGCUGUACAGCCUUGCGUGUGUGCCUUUAUAUUCUUCUAAAGAAAGCAAAUGUCCAGUUUUUCUAAUCUCAUUUGCAAAUGUUUUCCAGAUUUGAUCUUACCCUGCCACCAACGCACUACAUUCACUUACUGUGUAGCAGAUUUUGAAUUGGGAAGCUCCUUAUUGUUUUCCAUUCCCCUCCUCUCCCCAUCACAUCAUUAUAAGUAGUAGCUGUACUUCAUUCCAAAUUCACUUGCAGGUAAAAGGACCCCACCUUACCUUUCAUACAUUCCUAUGUGGAGCACACAAUGGCUUAUUGGUGGCUAAUAUUUAAGCGUAAGAACAGAACUGUAGUUGUGAUAGUAAAACCGAUUAAAACAAAUGUAUAAUAAUUUAAAAAAAACAUCUCAAAGCCUUGCUGGUGGAUUUUUAAUCCUGCGUACAGUAUAAGCACAUGUGUAUCCCACAUAGAUAAGUGCAUGCACUUAUUUUAGUGCAUACAGUACCCUUUCUGUUUUCUACUUGAGCUUUGUGGUGCUACAACAUUUCACUCCACUAGAGAGCACCAUAGCAUUAGUUAUAUUCAGGCUGUAUAACGGUGUGAAGCCUUAUCGACAGUCUUCCUCCCGAUCUGUGAGGGCACUGUAUAACUGGAGCAGAGUACCCCGAAAUGGAUGGUUCAGCAGGUCGUUCCAGGGUCAGUCAGAAGCCGGCCAUCCAGGAAGGGAGCAGAGCCACGAUACCAGAAGCCAUCGCCUUAAUGCGGCAGGCGAUAUGUCAGUCACGGAUUGGAGGAUACUUGAUUGGCCACGCCAUCGAAAGAAGGCGUGACAGAAGAAGAGAAAAGGAAAGAGUAUAAAUCUGUAAGAUGGUGUCUUUCUUGGGUAGUCGCUUACCUUGUCCUGUUAACAGCAGGCAGUGGACUCCUGGCAUACAAAGUUUACCACAUGCACAGUGAACUAAAAGGGAUAAAAGAGAAGGAGCAUUUGGCCCCACUCGAAAAGCUGUUCACUGACGAGAGCUUCCAACUGAAUGAAACAGACCUCCACUAUGGUUUUACUCUUGAAAAUAUGUCCAUCUUAUCAAGUCUCAAGAAUGCAAUGGAUAUUGUCACACUGGAAAGGGCCACCAUGCAGGAGAGUGUGCAUCACCUUCAGCAAAAGAUAAGGAGUAUGAAUUCAUCACUGUGCAGCUUAGAUGAAAAGGCUACCAAGAUAAAUCAACUGAAACAAGACUUGGAGAUCAUCAAUAUAAGUAACAGUAAUCUAGUGAUAAGGUUGGAGAACCUCACGCGAACACCAGGACCACCAGGACCUAGAGGAAGCAAAGGAGACCCAGGCCUGCCAGGUAUCGCUGGUCAAAAGGGUGAUACAGGUGUAAAAGGAGAGACUGGCCUCCCAGGGUUGAAUGGUAUUAAGGGAGAAAUUGGAAACCAAGGUCUUCAAGGUCCAAAGGGUGUCAAAGGUGAUAUGGGAGAGACUGGACCAAGAGGACAAACUGGAGGUCCUGGAACAAAGGGAGACAAAGGAGAGCAUGGGCCCAACGGUUUAAGAGGAGAGACUGGUUCAUCUGGGGAGAAAGGAGACAAUGGUGCUCCUGGUGUAAACGGGAAGGACGGUCUUCAGGGAGCACAAGGAGAGAAGGGAGAGAAAGGAAUUAACGGAGAUACAGGUCCAAAUGGAAUGCCAGGGACCUCUGGAAUAAAAGGAGCCACUGGGCAGAAAGGAGAGAGAGGGGAAAAAGGUACCCCUGGUACAAAGGGAGAGACUGGGCUUCAGGGAGGCUCGGGAGUGAGAGGAGAGAAGGGAACUAAGGGAGAUCCAGGAAUUAAUGGAAUAGCAGGAAGUCCAGGAUUGCAAGGGGCUGUGGGCCCGAAAGGAACUAAAGGAGAAAGAGGAAUACAAGGACCGAAUGGAUAUACGGGUGAAAAAGGAGACAAAGGGAACCAAGGUGUUGAAGGCCGUACAGGAGAGAAGGGUGAACAAGGCAUUGGGCUAAGGGGUCCUCAAGGUGCAAAGGGAGACAAAGGAAGUCAAGGAAUUGCUGGAACACCAGGAGCCAAGGGAGAAAAGGGAAACUCAGGUCAUUAUUUAACCGCAAGAAUUGUUGGUACUCCUAAACGAGGACGAGCAGAAUUGUUUCACGAUGGAGAAUGGGGAACAAUAUGUGAUGAUGGUUGGAACAUUAACGCUGCAACAGUUUUUUGCCGCAUGGCAGGAUUCCAGCAAGCAACUGGAUCCUAUACUGCUGGUGAAGGGACAGGGCCAAUCUUGUUGGAUGACCUGACCUGCGCUGGAACCGAGUCAUCACUUUCUGCUUGUCGAUCAGGAGGCUGGAAAAAGCACAACUGCAAUCAUGGUGAAGAUGCUGGAGUUGAGUGUGCUUGAUAAACGGUAGAGUAGUUACCUUGUGAAGCACAGGUCUGAUUUGCAUCUGCAUCAAAGUUCUUCCAAAAACUAGCAAGACAGUGGGUGGGGAUCUGUCAUGGAAAGAGAUGUAAAGUAACUCCACCCAAAUGCAAAUCUACUCAGAACAUUUCUGUGUUUAACCAUCUCAGUGUAGACAUGCUUUUAACAUGUUUCCUUGCUUUUGAAUAAGUACCAACCAUCUUAAAACACAUACAAAAUGCAAUUGCCAAUGACCCUAGUGUCUUAUACAUAAUGUAACAUCUGCUACACUCUUGAUGCUGUGUUGUGUGAAAAUGAAAAGAUAACCUUUUCUUUAUUAUUAGUCAGCAAAUUACCUGAAAUAUGUUUGAUAAUAACUGUAUUGUAUCCUUUUAUUAAAGACACAACCUUGUUGAAAUACUGAUUCCAAUUUGUAUUUUCAGUGUAUAUGUGGCCCAUUCUGUGACAACUCAACCAAUAUUAGGAAUAC
This is a messenger RNA of Acipenser ruthenus (sterlet), 4924 nucleotides long. RefSeq names its product macrophage receptor with collagenous structure (gene marco). The coding region runs from base 2995 to 4434 and encodes 479 amino acids. The record is from RefSeq and is a predicted model, not a curated record. The transcript has 16 exons. Lineage: Eukaryota; Metazoa; Chordata; Actinopteri; Acipenseriformes; Acipenseridae. Gene Ontology annotation, cellular component: membrane.